CAGGUUCCAAAGUCUAAACGUGCUGUAAUUCCAACUUCAUUUGGUUCUUUGCCGCAUAGCUAUUCAUAUCCCACUGUAGAUACUAAUAUUUAUACAAAACUAUAAUUAUUAUGGAGAAGCUCACCGAUGACCUGGUCAAGUACAAGGACUAUGUUUUUGCGAAGGAUAUGGUCAACGCUGAGCACAUUGACUCCUUGCAGACCUUUGAGAUCCGGGACAGUGACAUCUUUCUGGUCACUUACCCUAAGUCAGGAACAAUCUGGGCACAGCAGAUCAUCACUUCUGUCUGCGAGUCAGAGAUGGGUGAUAUCUAUCCCAACAACUUGGAGAUGAUGCCAUGGCUGGAGUAUAUUGACAAACGCCCUGACUAUUCCUUACGCCCUAACCCGCGGCUAUUCGCCUCCCACCUCACCCCUGUACUCAUGCCCCCAGGCCUGAGGGACAAGAAGGCAAAGAUGAUCUAUGUGAUGCGGAACCCAAAGGACAACGUGACUUCCUACUAUCACUGGUGUGUUAACUGGGCCAUGUUUGUGACCCCAAAGUGCUUCGAGGACUUUCUGGACCAGUGGUUAGCAGGGAAUGGUAGAGUAAAGACAUCAUUCAUAAAACACCAUGGUUGUGUCCCAAAGUGCUUCGAGGACUUUCUGGACCAGUGGUUAGCAGGGAAUGUUGGUGCUUCGUCCUGGUUUGACCACAUCAGAGAGUGGCACAGUAAGAGAGACCAGUACAACAUCUUGUUUCUGACCUAUGAGGACAUGAUCAUGGAUCUGAAGACAGCCGUGACGAAGAUCUGCCGUUUCCUGGAGAGGGACCUGACUGAAGCAGACAUCAACAAGAUCGUGGAAAAAGCCACGUUCAAAAACAUGAAAAACGACCGCAAGGCCAACUAUGAGUUCAUACCAGAAGACAUUCUCAAAAAGGGGCAGUUCCUGCGCAAAGGUAAAAUCGGGGAGUGGAAGAACAUGUUCACAGUGGCCCAGAGUGAGAGGUUUGACCAGGUCUAUAAGGAACGGAUGAAAGACAUGACUCUGAAGUUCAUCUGGGACAUGGCUCAACAAUCAGAGUGAUGAGAGCCUCAGCUCCCUGGCUUCCUCUACCUGGGACAUGGCUCAACAAUCAGAGUGAUGUGAGCCUCAGCUCCCUGGCUUCCUCUACCUCCUCACGUUCAGGAGUUCCAACAGCUGAGUGAUGAUUCCAGACUUGGAAGGAUGGCAAUGCAAGUCUACAGUGAUAGAAGGGCGGAGCCUACAGCUCUGCCGCCACAAACCUCCCAGUGGACACUCUGCUAACGACAUUCAUGUCAAUUAUCUGUUGAAUGUACCAAAACUUGACAAUUCCUAAACCAUUAUUUUUUUUUGUAUUGAUGAGGAAUUAAAUGAAACAAUACUGUCAGA
Molecule: messenger RNA, 1394 nt
Organism: Salvelinus namaycush (lake trout)
Lineage: Eukaryota; Metazoa; Chordata; Actinopteri; Salmoniformes; Salmonidae
Gene: sult3st1
Product: sulfotransferase family 3, cytosolic sulfotransferase 1
Exons: 6
Coding region: 111-1067 (318 amino acids)
Biological process (GO): sulfation
Cellular component (GO): cytoplasm
Molecular function (GO): sulfotransferase activity
Source: RefSeq, a predicted model, not a curated record